Messenger RNA from Opisthorchis viverrini, 237 nucleotides. RefSeq lists its product as hypothetical. The coding region runs from base 1 to 237 and encodes 78 amino acids. The transcript is spliced from 2 exons. Lineage: Eukaryota; Metazoa; Platyhelminthes; Trematoda; Opisthorchiida; Opisthorchiidae. The record is from RefSeq and is a predicted model, not a curated record.
AUGUGCAUUCGAACUGACUUAUUCGCGGAUCGCUGGGCGAAAAUCCAUUAUCAAGUGCAUCACUGCGGCUUCCCAAACGAACGGGACUUCGGUGUCAGUCUGUUACUGGCUCCAUCUAGGACCAAUAAGGAAACAGCUUACUUAUUUGAUUCCGCUCUUCGGAUCAACAUACAAGCUGACUAUCUUUCCACCAGCAGCACGUUACUUUUGAAUUCUUUUCACUCCUCGGAGCUAUAG